This is a messenger RNA of Polychytrium aggregatum, 928 nucleotides long. RefSeq lists its product as uncharacterized. Gene Ontology annotation, biological process: transcription initiation at RNA polymerase II promoter. The transcript is spliced from 4 exons. The record is from RefSeq and is a predicted model, not a curated record. Gene Ontology annotation, molecular function: protein heterodimerization activity. Bases 220 to 909 code for a protein of 229 amino acids. Gene Ontology annotation, cellular component: transcription factor TFIID complex. Lineage: Eukaryota; Fungi; Chytridiomycota; Chytridiomycetes; Polychytriales.
AGACCGCCCGCGACCAUCGUUUCCUCGAUCGUCUCCAUCUCCCCGCCUCCAUCCCGUCCAUUCUGCGUCCGCUGCUGCUUCCCUCUCCGCCCCUCCAGUUGUCGCCAACAAACAACACCCCGAUCUACAUCCAUCCAUUCAUUCAUCCAUUCAUCUAUUCAUCCAUUCAUCCAUUCGUUCACCCAACCGACCGACUGGCCAACCAACACACUCUCAUCGAUGGAUCGCACUCUCUCACGGCAGCAUCUCGUGCAGGUCAUCCGAUCGAUCUGUGCCGACCAAGGCUGCGACGAAGUAGAAGAUGGCGCUCUCGAUGUCAUCUACGAGAUGAUGAUUGCAUUCUUUGUCGAUGUGUCGACCAAAAUCAAGCUUCAUGGCGAGCACACUCUCCAUUCAGCCCCAAGUUUCUACGACAUGAUUUUGCCUCUGCAAGAAUGUGGCAUUGAGGCGGCAGAGCUGGUUCAAUUCUUCCACUCGCUUCCUCGGCCGACGUCCAGUGGUCCAGAGCUUCAGGCAGCCUCCGAGGCCUUUCAAAACGCCAUGGUUAUCCCGAGCGACUGGACCCUGGACGACCAGCUGCAAACCUGGACCAGCAUCGAUCGGACGGAUGACCCGCUGCCCGAUCCGAUACCCAAGUACUUCCCAACCUUUCCGCAGAAGCACUCGUACAUGUCCACCAAGCUGGACUCGAAAAAGCCGGCAGAGGGCCCGGCAUUCAUGCAAGAGUACUCGCUGCAGGCCCGGCAGGUCGAGGACAAUCUGCGACUGCUCCUGGAGGGCUCUGCUCUUUCUGCUGAGCAGCAGCACCAACAACAGCAGCAUCAGCAGCAGCAACACGGCGGCGGUACUGGCUUUGUGCAUUACGAUGGGCCGAUAUGCCGCACCUCAUCCAGCAAUACACGGCGGUAGCCCUUACUUCUUGGUUCAA